Messenger RNA from Botrytis cinerea B05.10, 1887 nucleotides. RefSeq lists its product as hypothetical. Lineage: Eukaryota; Fungi; Ascomycota; Leotiomycetes; Helotiales; Sclerotiniaceae. The coding region runs from base 1 to 1887 and encodes 628 amino acids. The transcript has 2 exons. The record is from RefSeq and is a predicted model, not a curated record.
AUGUCGGUUUUGAAUGCGGAGGAAUGUCUUGCACCACUUCGGGAAUUGCCAAAACCGGAUAUCAGUAUCUUCUCUGAGAAUACGUGGAGAACCAUGGCUCAAUGGGCCGUUAAUUGUAUUAAAAAUCAUCCCAAGUGUAACCCAACGACUGAAAAAGCACCAUGGUAUCCUACGCGAUUACUCGACGUACAGUAUCUAGCCAGCUCUGAUCCAGUAGCGCAAUUAACAGCUUCGAUGUUCAACAUGUCGACUGGUCAUUUCCCUGCAAAUUGCAGAUUGAUCGAGACAAAAGAUACACCGCCAGAAGACUUUUAUAUCACACUCAGCCAUCGCUGGCCCGCUCAAGGGGGCAUCAGUGCGCGACUAGAAAAAUCUAACAUCGAACAAAUGAAAGAAUUCAUCCCCCACGAUAUCCUACCACCGACAUUCCAAGACGCGAUUCUCGUAGCCCGAUGUCUCAACAUCCGCUACAUCUGGAUCGACUCUCUUUGCAUCAUCCAAGAUUCCUCCGAGGAUUGGACCAAGGAGGCUCAAACUAUGGGUGACGUAUACGCGAAUUCUCUCCUCACUCUCUGCGGGACCGCCGCCCUCGAUAUCCUGAUCCCCUUGCGAAAUCCAGAGCGUAUCCAUCCCUGCAUCGUGAAAUCGACGUGGGAAAACGCCCCAAAUCACGAAUUUGUCAUUACCGAUUUCCAGUUCUGGAAAGAUCGGAUUUACAGUUCUCCGUGCAAUAAACGGGCCUGGAUAACGCAGGAAAGAUGGCUCAGUCCGCGGAUCCUGCAUUUCACUUUCGAUCAGAUGGUGUGGGAAUGCAGGACCCACGAAGCUUCGGAAACGUUCCCGUUGGGAUUACCCAAACAAGUGCGAGCGAAUAAACACACGGGGUUUAAGUUUCCGGGGAAUUCUCGAAUUUUGGGGCUGCAGCAGGAUGAUGAAAAAGAGGGAAAUAGAUAUUUACAUGAUUGGUAUCGAGUGCUCGAAACCUACGGUCGCUCCGAAGUAACCUUCGAAAAAGAUCGUCUAGUAGCCAUCGCAGGCGUAGCCCAAAUAUUCGCCUCCCUCCUCCAAGACACAUUCCUCGCGGGUCUCUGGCAAAGCCAUCUUCCGGGAACUCUCCUCUGGAGCGUACACAAAGGACUUCGCUCCAACCAUCCCCUCGCACCCCCCAGUCUCGCAGCGGGCGAGCUCGUCGGAAGAAACCCCACAUACCACGUCACUGAAUCCAGCCGACUCGCCUCCUACGAAGCUCCUUCAUGGUCCUGGGCCUCUGUAUCUGGAGACAUCGAGCCCGGAUAUCUCACCCCCCUCUCAAGCAAAGAAUCCAUGAUCGAGCUCCGCAGCGCACAAAUAAACGCACUCGAUCCCACUCUCCCUUUCGGAAGAAUCCACUCCGCGCAUCUAAUUCUUCGCGGGCUGCUCUACCCCCUCUCCAUGGACCCUCCGAACUGGCCUGCCCAUCUCCCGGCUUGGAGCCGCGAACCGCCAACUAUCUAUAUUUCCGGACAAGCGAAAACGAAAGUCGAGAUACUCGAAGGGACGUGGGUGGAGAAGUAUAGUCAUGUGGUACAUAUACGACCCGACCAACCAGAAGAGUAUAGCGAUAUCGCACGUGCGUGUUUUCUGCCGGUUGCGAGGGCGACUUUUGAGAGAGAGGGGCAUGAGAUGGGUGGGUUGAAGCUGGUGUAUGGAUUGUGUGUUUUGAGUACGGGGAGACAGGGUGAGUAUAGGAGGCUGGGAAGGGUGGAUUUUAGUGGAGAGCAGUGUGAUUUGUUUGAGAGGGGGCUGAGGAAAUUGAGGGGAGUAAGAGAGGAUGAAGGGACUGAAUUCAAGAUGGACGGGAAGGAUUUGUAUUUACCAGAAGAGAUUGGUACUUUUAAGCUUAUAUAG